AUGGCCGACAUCGCUCCUGAGAGCCCUGCGCCGCAGCUUCAAACCCCGCAAAAGCAAUACCAGAAUGGCGUCCGGACAACAGGCCGCGCAUUCAACUCACCUAACUGGCGCGUGAAGGGCGAGGAGCCGUCGCCGAGUACAAGCCGCGACAGCAACCAGGAAAACACUCAGACUCAAGGUACGCCGCGGGGGUCGUCAUAUGGUGGCAAUCGCGUUCCGCAGGCUAUUUCCGAGGGACGGAGGCUGUAUGUUGGGAACAUGCCGUAUACGGCAAAGAUGGAGGAUGUGCAGACGCUUUUCAAUAAUGGAGGGUUUGAGACUGCCCGCAUCGACAUCUCAAUCGACCCGUUCUCCGGCCGAAACCCCUCAUACUGCUUCGUGGACCUCCAAACCAAGGAAUUAGCCGAGCGCGCCAUGAGGGAGCUCGACGGCUCCGACCUCCUCGGCCGCCCUGUGAAGAUCAAGCCCGGUGUCGUAAAGAGCGCCAGUGAGCGUGCUCAACAGAGGACCGGAACAUCAAAUGGUACCGCGGCUACUGGAAGUGACGGUCUGAACUCGGGCUCGCCUCGCGGAAACCGCACGUCGCCGUUCAAUGCGGACCGGUGGAGACGGGACGAUGCUUCUGCGUCUGCUCCCAGCACACCCUCGAAGUUCAACUCUAGCGCGAAUGGGAGCGGAAACGGAAGCGCCAACUCGGACUCGAGCAAGCGGUUAUACGUCGGUGGACUCCCACGUCUGACGGAUCAGGAAGCGAUCACUAGUAACAUUACCGCGUUCUUCAAGGACUACACUAUCACAAACAUCACGAAACUCUUCACGCCACACCCCGCCAAGCGCUUUGAACCGGGUGACCACUACUACCUCUUCGUCGACUUCGCGACCGUCGAAGACGCACAGAACGCUAUGGCCGCGCUCAAUGGCGUCGAGGGCCCCUGGGGCUCCGGGAUCCGGGUGCAGAGGGCUCGAGGCGAGACGUAUAACUCCGCUUCCGGAUCGAAGGAGAGAGACGGUGGUGAGGAAGGUGGGGAGAGGGAGCGCAGGGGGCGCUGGACUUCGUCAGUGCUUAGCCGGGGUGGUGCGGGGACUGGGGAGGUUGCUGGUGAUGCCUGA
Molecule: messenger RNA, 1110 nt
Organism: Aspergillus calidoustus
Lineage: Eukaryota; Fungi; Ascomycota; Eurotiomycetes; Eurotiales; Aspergillaceae
Source: the annotation of a GenBank genome assembly